Propithecus coquereli (Coquerel's sifaka) is the source of this 2241-nucleotide messenger RNA. RefSeq names its product SEC62 homolog (S. cerevisiae) (gene SEC62). Gene Ontology annotation, cellular component: endoplasmic reticulum; endoplasmic reticulum membrane. The transcript has 7 exons. The record is from RefSeq and is a predicted model, not a curated record. NCBI's taxonomy places the organism in Eukaryota, Metazoa, Chordata, Mammalia, Primates, Indriidae. Bases 56 to 1090 code for a protein of 344 amino acids. Gene Ontology annotation, biological process: post-translational protein targeting to membrane, translocation.
CCACCGCCCCCCACCCCUCGCUCCACGUCAGAGGGAACCGGGCGGAGCGGCCAACAUGGCGGAACGCAGGCGACACAAGAAGCGGAUCCAGGAAGUUGGUGAACCAUCUAAAGAAGAGAAGGCUGUAGCCAAGUAUCUUCGAUUCAACUGUCCAACGAAGUCCACCAAUAUGAUGGGUCACCGGGUUGAUUAUUUUAUUGGUAGGAUUAUAUCAAGGCUUUUAAAGAAGCAAUUUUUUCACCGGGCACUAAAAGUAAUGAAAAUGAAGUAUGAUAAGGACAUAAAGAAAGAAAAAGAUAAAGGAAAAGCUGAAAGUGGAAAAGAAGAAGAUAAAAAGAGCAAGAAAGAAAAUGUAAAGGAUGAAAAGACAAAAAAGGAAAAAGAGAAAAAAAAAGAUGGUGAAAAGGAAGAAUCAAAAAAAGAGGAAACUCCAGGCACUCCCAAAAAGAAGGAAACUAAGAAAAAAUUCAAACUUGAGCCACAUGAUGAUCAAGUUUUUCUGGAUGGAAAUGAGGUAUAUGUAUGGAUCUAUGACCCAGUUCACUUUAAAACAUUUGUCAUGGGAUUAAUUCUUGUGUGGAAACAGUAUAACAGUGCAUGUCACAGUUAUCCCAUGAGUCUUCCCCUUUUGCCCUUGAGAAAUUUUUCUUCCACAGCUCGUUGCAUUCUAUUUCUCAUCAUUUGGCUCAUAACUGGAGGAAGGCAUCACUUUUGGUUCUUGCCAAAUCUGACUGCUGAUGUGGGCUUCAUUGACUCCUUCAGGCCUCUGUACACACAUGAAUACAAAGGACCAAAAGCAGACUUAAAGAAAGAUGAGAAAUCUGAAACCAAAAAGCAGCAGAAGUCCGACAGUGAAGAAAAGUCAGACAGUGAGAAAAAGGAAGAUGAGGAGGGAAAAGUAGGACCAGGAAAUCACGGAACAGAAGGCUCAGGUGGAGAACGGCAUUCAGACACAGACAGUGACAGGAGGGAAGAUGACCGAUCCCAACACAGUAGUGGAAAUGGGAAUGAUUUUGAAAUGAUAACAAAAGAGGAACUGGAACAGCAAACAGAUGGGGAUUGUGAAGAGGAGGAGGAGGAGGAAGACUGAUGGAGAAACACCUAAAUCUUCACAUGAAAAAUCAUAAUCUGACUAAUUUGGGACUGAAUAAGUACAAGAGGUUGGAUUUUCUAUGUUGGCUGAUCGUCAUAAUGUACACAUGGCAUCUGUAGCAUUCUUUCAAUCUAUUUACUGAAAUGUAUUUGACAUUCAAGAAGUUAUAUUCAGUCUUUCAUUUUAUAGAAUAUUGGUACUAUUAUUGGUACAGUUUAAAGCCAUUAAUGAAUUUUAUUCAUUCGAUAAUUAAUUUUACAGUAAGUAGGUCUCAUUCAUUUUGAUAGUUAUCAAAGAGGCACUUUCCACAAUGACAUUUAGAUUAAUGACAUUUUUGAUAGUUGUAUGGCUUUUUACUGUUAAACUAAUCAAAAUAACUUUAAAAGAAAUAAAGAAACUCCAAUAUUUCAGAUUAUGCAUAGUUAUGUAGCCAUUUCAUAGUUUCUUUAAGAUGCUUAAAACUCAUUGUUCUUGGUAAGCUUUUUUUUUUUCAUUAUAAAAUUAUACCAGGAAAUUUCUUUUAAGAUUCUAAGUUAGCAGGGUUCAAAAGCAUUUUGUGGAAAAAAAACCAAUAGUAACAAUGCAGCAACACUUAGUUUAGCUACAAAUUCUCCUUUUCCGAUGUAGGAAAUCCAAACUGAUUUGUACGUCUGAUUCAGAGAAAGAUGGUCAUCUCCAACAGAGAAAGUGAACAGCAUUGGUUGGAAAGUCAUGGCUCUUAUUCCCCAUUUGCUUGUCAUAACGUAAAGUGUAUUCUGUACAUAAUUUACGAAUAAAACAUUUUAUUUUAAUUGUUACUUAUUAGACAUUUCUCAACACUUAAAUUUGUAAAAUUAAGACCACAUAAGGGUAUGUUUUUAGAGAAAUGGAAGUUUCAAUAACCCAGAGAACAUCUGUGAUCUUUCUACAGCAGCUUCAGUUUUGUGCCAACAUUCCAUGUAUUUGAAUAUGAGUAAAAACUGAUCUUUAUUAAAUAAGGGCAGACUUAAAGUAGCUGUUUGUACGCCUUAAUGUUCAUUUUGAUUUAUUUUAAAUCUUUACAUUCAGAAAUGGGGUACUGUAUUAUCAGACCAGGAGGCACUGCUGUGAAAGAUAAUUUACUGUUCUAAAAUAUCAAUUUAAAAUAAAGAAUAUAAAAGAAAACAUAA